UCACAACCAGUUCAAUCAUCACGACUGAUCACGACACCAGUUGGACGACCGCAUUGACGAGAGAAGAGUUUUUUUCUGUAGUUUUAUAAGGGAUUAUUUGUUUACUAUUAAAAGUAUAAAAAAAAAAUAAAAGCCAUGCCUCCAGCAACGGAAUCAAUGCCAAAAGAGAAACUGGAGAAACCAUGGCGUGGAAUAAAUGCAAUAUUUCUUGGACCACCCGGCAGUGGAAAGGGAACACAGGCUCCACUAUUCAAAGAAAGAUACUGUAUUUGCCAUUUAUCAACUGGAGACAUGCUAAGAGCAGAAAUUGAUUCCGGUUCUCAGCUUGGCUCUGAGCUAAAAAAAAUCAUGGAUGAAGGUAAACUAGUCAGUGAUGACCUGGUUGUUAAUAUGAUUGACAAAAAUUUAAGUAAACCGGAAUGCAAACGUGGCUUUUUACUCGAUGGCUUUCCAAGGACAGUGCCUCAAGCUCAAAAGCUUGAUGAGAUGUUGGAAAAGCGACAAAAAAAACUUGAUGCUGUUGUAGAAUUUGGUAUUGAUGAUAAUCUUCUUGUACGACGAAUAACUGGUCGUUUAAUUCAUACUCCAAGUGGUAGGACUUAUCAUGAAGAAUUUGCUCCACCUAAAGUGCCCAUGAAGGAUGAUGUUACCGGAGAACCACUGACUAGAAGAUCUGAUGAUACUGCUGAUACAUUGAAGAAACGUCUAUCCACUUAUCAUACUCAAACUCAACCUCUUGUUGAUUAUUAUGCUCUCAAGGGCAUUCACAAUUAUGUCAAUGCCGCUAAAGCUAGCGAACAAGUGUUUAAAGACAUUGAUAGCAUUUUUCUCAAGGCUAUUAAAGAAGAAGAAAAGCCUGGAUUUUUCAGCAGACUCUUUUCCUAAAGAUGUUAUUUGCUGAAAUGUUAAAACAGAAGUUAUUAUUGAUGCAGACUCAUAUUUCGUAGGCGAAAGUGAUCAAUAGCAGUAAAAAAGUUUUAAAAUUUAUCAUCCAACAUUGUACUAUAGUAGUUCUACUCUUAAUGGCAGUAUAUCACGGGUUUGUUCAAAUUCUUUGAAAUAUUCUACUUGGAACAAAUUUCUUCCUUAGUUUUUGUGUUAAUAUUUCUUUCAAAGCAGCAUAAUGCCUGCUUUUCCUGCUUUAAAAACGUACAAUUGUUAAUAAUAUUGCGCACAUUUGUCAAUAUUUUUUAUAUAUUUUUGCGAUGAAAUAUAAUUUCGAGCAAUUAUAUCGUACAACAGAAAGUAAAUUAAUUUUCAGUCAUGAAAGCGAAUUCUAAAAGAUGAUAUUUUCAUCAUCGUGUUCAAUUUGAUGAUAAAAAAAAAUUUUUAAUGCAAAAAUAAAGUAAAAUUGUUGAAUCUCAACUGUUGA
Chelonus insularis is the source of this 1372-nucleotide messenger RNA. RefSeq names its product Adenylate kinase 2 (gene Ak2). Bases 136 to 885 code for a protein of 249 amino acids. Gene Ontology annotation, cellular component: mitochondrion; cytoplasm. Lineage: Eukaryota; Metazoa; Arthropoda; Insecta; Hymenoptera; Braconidae. Gene Ontology annotation, biological process: ADP biosynthetic process. Gene Ontology annotation, molecular function: ATP binding; AMP kinase activity. The record is from RefSeq and is a predicted model, not a curated record. The transcript is spliced from 2 exons.